CAGCCUCCAGUGGAGGGGUCGAGGCGUGUGAGCCCCGAAAUGGGGGGCCGAGCCCCUCUGCUGGGCCUCGCCGGCCUCCAGGCCGCUGGCCCGCGGGGUGAGCGGCCCCCGCGAGGGUCCCGGUCGGCCGCGGAGCGCCCUGUCCCCUCGCCGGGCGCGGGGGUCGCGCGGCCCUGUGUCUGGGGCUCCCGGGGGGCUGCGGGGUAGCAUCGGUGCAGCGCCGAGCUGUGCAGACGGGAGGCACGUCCUGGUUUUGGUUCUGCCCCCACCCCUCGGCGCCUGCGUGGGUGCGUGCGGGUGCGGGUGCAUUCGCGUGGCGACUGCGCGCUGGAAGCGGGAGAGUAAUUGCUUUUGCUAAUUUUGGAGCGCGGAGCCCACGGGGCGGCGAAGGCUCCCUGCCCGGAGCAUCUUUGUCCUCAGCGGGUGACCACUGGAAGGCUGGUGGGCGGCUAGGGCUCUCAAACCCAGCUGCUUUCUUUUCCUAACUGCUUAAGUUAUAAGAUCAAAUUAUGAGUGACCAAAUCAAAUUCAUUGUGGACAAUCUCAAUAAAGAGCCUUUUAGGAAGAAUUAUAAUUUAAUCACAUUUGAUUCCCUGGAGCCAAUGCAACUAUUACAAGUUCUCAAUGAUGUUCUGGCUGAGAUUGACCCAAAGCAAGUUGUUGAUAUCAGAGAGGAGAUGCCAGAGCAAACAGCCAAACGGAUGUUGAGCCUUCUCGGUAUCCUUAAAUAUAAACCUCCAGGAAAUGCUACAGACAUGAGUACUUUCCGUCAGGGUCUGGUGAUUGGAAGCAAACCUGUAAUUUACCCAGUGCUCCACUGGCUUCUUCAGAGGACUAACGAACUGAAGAAGAGAGCAUAUUUAGCUCGUUUUUUAAUAAAACUUGAGGUGCCAAGUGAGUUUCUUCAGGAUGAAACUGUGGCUGACACCAAUAAACAGUAUGAAGAGUUGAUGGAAGCCUUUAAAACUUUGCAUAAAGAAUGUGAGCAGCUCAAGACAUCUGGAUUUUCUACAGCAGAAAUAAGAAGGGAUAUCAGUGCAAUGGAGGAAGAAAAGGAUCAGCUCAUUAAAAGAGUCGAACGUUUGAAGAAAAGGGUAGAGACAGUUCAGAAUCAUCAACGGAUGCUUAAAAUAGCAAGGCAACUUCGAGUUGAAAAAGAGAGAGAAGAAUUUCUUGCACAACAGAAACUGGAACAAAAGAAUCAGCUGUUUCAUGCAGUGCAGAGACUGCAAAGAGUACAGAAUCAGCUGAAAAGCAUGCGCCACGCUGCAGCGGAUGCAAAGCCUGAAAGCUUAAUGAAGAGACUAGAAGAAGAGAUAAAAUUUAAUUCAUAUAUGGUAACUGAAAAAUUUCCUAAAGAAUUAGAGAACAAGAAAAAGGAAUUGCAUUUUUUACAAAAAGUGGUUUCAGAGCCAGCUAUGACCCAUUCUGAUCUUCUUGAACUUGAAUCUAAAAUAAAUGAAAUAAAUACACAGAUCAAUCAGCUGAUUGAGAAGAAAAUGAUGAGAAAUGAACCAAUUGAAGGAAAACUCUCACUAUACAGGCAACAGGCAUCCAUCAUUUCUCGUAAAAAAGAAGCCAAAGCUGAGGAACUUCAGGAGGCCAAGGAGAAGUUAGCUAGCCUGGAGAGAGAAGUGUCGGUGAAGGCAAGCCAGAACCGCGAAUUUGAUGGUACCGAGGUUCUGAAGGGAGAUGAGUUCAAACGAUAUGUCAGUAAACUUCGAAGUAAAAGUACAGUUUACAAAAAGAAGCAUCAAAUAAUAGCUGAAUUUAAAGCCGAAUUUGGUCUCUUGCAAAGGACAGAAGAACUUCUUAAGCAGCGUCAUGAAAAUAUUCAGCACCAGCUGCAAACUACUGAGGAGAAAAAGGGCAUAUCUGGGUAUAGUUACACCCAAGAAGAGCUGGAAAGAGUGUCUGCCCUGAAGAGUGAAGUUGAUGAAAUGAAAGGGCGAACACUGGAUGACAUGUCUGAAAUGGUAAAAAGACUAAAUUCACUGGUAUCUGAAAAGAAGUCAGCUCUGGCCCCAGUUAUAAAAGAACUACGCCAGUUGCGUCAGAAAUGCCAAGAGCUAACCCAAGAGUGUGAUGAAAAGAAAUCCCAGUAUGAUAGCUGUGCAGCAGGCCUCGAAAGCAAUCGAUCUAAAUUAGAACAGGAAGUUAGAGGACUCCGUGAAGAAUGUCUUCAAGAAGAAAGUAGAUACCAUUAUACAAAUUGUAUGAUUAAGAACCUGGAAGUUCAGCUUCGUCGUGCUACUGAUGAGAUGAAGGCAUAUGUCUCUUCUGAUCAACAAGAAAAAAGAAAGGCAAUUAGGGAACAGUAUACCAAAAAUAUUGCUGAACAAGAAAACCUUGGAAAGAAACUCCGGGAAAAACAAAAAGCUGUACGAGAAAGUCAUGGUCCAAAUAUGAAACAAGCAAAAAUGUGGCGUGAUUUUGAACAACUGAUGGAAUGUAAGAAACAGUGCUUUCUGAAACAGCAGAACCAGACUUCGAUUGGUCAGAGGAAUCUUUUAGCAACUAAUAUCUCUUGUUUUGAAGAAACAUUUAUCUGAAGUUCAGCAUAUCCUACAGUUUCACUUCAGUUUCUUUUUCUUCUGUAGAAUUCAAAAAACUGUAAUAUUUUGAAUACCAUGUUUGUUCUAUUUAUAUAAUUUAAAGGAAAAUAAAACUUGGAGCAUA
Messenger RNA from Oryctolagus cuniculus (rabbit), 2679 nucleotides. The record is from RefSeq and is a predicted model, not a curated record. NCBI's taxonomy places the organism in Eukaryota, Metazoa, Chordata, Mammalia, Lagomorpha, Leporidae.